AUAUAUAUAUAUAUAUAUACCGCAAUUGAGCAGACGAACUGCAAAAAACCGCCUUCUCCUCUGUGUGUGUUCGUCAACUGUACAUGGAGCAGAAAAUGGGAACGAUUGAGGAAGAUUUGAUUGGCUGCCGGAGAAUUAAAAAGUGCAAAUUUAAUCAACAAAAAACAAGGGAUUCCAUCACCGCCGCCGAGAAUCGGCGCCUCUCCGGCGAACGCCGCAUCUGCCAGGGUAUGUGCUUUAGCAUUCCGACAAAGAGAGUUUCCGAAGAAAACAAAAACCACACAAACAAGAAAAUCAGUACCUUAAGCAAAGUGUCUCUCGACGACAAUAUCGUUGAGAACAAAAAACCGACACUGAAUGCAUCCAUCGAUUUUAUGGGGCCAGAGAUUGCAAUCAAUGUUGGAAAACCAACAUGCCAGAUCAUCAAGUGGGACCCAUCCGAAAGCUCUUGGACAGAAAACGGGCCCCCGAGAAACACUGGAUCAUGCCCUUCGAAAUUUCUGAUCAUGUGCCUCAACUCAAUUCAAAAUGCCCUGCAUCAGCAAAAUAUCGGAGACUGCUUUACUAGUGAAGUAGAAUUAGAAAGACCUCUCUUUGCCUAUCAAUGGGGGCUCGAUUUUUGGAAUUGUUAUACAAACGGAAAAGAUGUGUUAGAGAGCAAUGGAGCUGAAGUGGAGAAAAUCUCUUGGAUGGUUUCGACUGCUGCUGACACAAUCUCGAUGAAGGAGAGAGAAGGCGUUUCGUUUAACGGCUCUUUUCUUUUGUAUCUUGUUCCUUCUCAAGACAGAGCUUACAAGGUACGCCAAGUGUGCAAGCCUCUGAAAAUGGUAGGAAUACAUACGGUGAGUUUGCAUGCAGGUGCUCCGUUAGAUCAUCAAAUUCACGGAUUAAAAAGGUGCGAACCCGAGUUUAUUGUGUCCACGACUGAGAGGCUUUUGGAGCUUCUGUUAUUGAAGGCGGUCGAUAUAUCCGAGGUUUCUUUAAUGGUGAUCGACGAAGGGACUUGCUUCGAUGCAAUUAAAUCCAUAAGGCAAUUCAUUUCUGGAAAUCCUCAAACAGUUGUUUUCUGUGACAAUAUGAAGAAUCAUCCUUCUCUGUUCGUACUGUAAUUUUGUUAAGGCCUCGUUUGGUAGGUUUGCCCGAUGUAUGCUUUAAAAUUACGUCGCUUCUAUCAAAACGGGGACAAAGAAAAUAAUAGCUGUUAUAAGGCAUCCCAUUUAUUGCAGUCUUUGUAACUUUUACAAUGCUAGAAUGAAUGGAUAGACAUAGAAAUGUUUUUGACUGGUUUUA
Molecule: messenger RNA, 1290 nt
Organism: Erythranthe guttata (spotted monkey flower)
Lineage: Eukaryota; Viridiplantae; Streptophyta; Magnoliopsida; Lamiales; Phrymaceae
Molecular function (GO): nucleic acid binding; ATP binding
Source: RefSeq, a predicted model, not a curated record